Molecule: messenger RNA, 1830 nt
Organism: Sus scrofa (pig)
Lineage: Eukaryota; Metazoa; Chordata; Mammalia; Artiodactyla; Suidae
Gene: EGLN2
Product: egl-9 family hypoxia inducible factor 2
Biological process (GO): cellular response to hypoxia; peptidyl-proline hydroxylation to 4-hydroxy-L-proline
Cellular component (GO): cytoplasm; nucleus
Molecular function (GO): ferrous iron binding; peptidyl-proline 4-dioxygenase activity; L-ascorbic acid binding
Source: RefSeq, a predicted model, not a curated record
GCCCUCCAUGCCCGGGGGAUGAAGACACUGCUGCCAUGGACAGCCCGUGCCAGCCGCAGCCCCUGAGUCAGGCUCUCCCUCAGUUGCCUGGUUCCGUGUCAGAACCGUUGGAGCCUAACCGGGCCAGGAUGGGGGUGGAGAGUUACCUGCCCUGUCCCCUGCUGUCCUCCUACCACUGUCCAGGAGCGCCUGGUGAGGCCUCGGCGGGAAGUGGGACCCCCAGAGCCACAGCUACUUCCACCACAGCCAGCCCCCUGCGGGAGGGCUUCGGUGGGCAGGAUGGCGGCGAGCUGCGGCCGCUGCAGAGUGAGGGUGCUGCGGCACUGGUCACCAAGGGGUGCCAGCGGCUGGCAGCCCAGGGCGCCCGGCCUGAGGCCCCCAAACGGAAAUGGGCAGAGGGUGGUGGGGAUGCCCCCGCACCCAGCAAACGGCCCUGGGCCAGGCAGGAGAACCAGGAGGCUGAGGCCGAGGGGGAGGGCUGCAGCAGUGGCAGUGGUGAGCCCAGUGCUGGGCUGAGGGAGGAGGUGCUGCCCGCUGCACCGGAGCGCCUGGCCCUGGACUAUAUUGUGCCCUGCAUGCGGUACUAUGGCAUCUGCGUCAAGGACAGUUUCCUGGGGGCGGCACUAGGUGGCCGUGUGCUGGCCGAGGUGGAGGCCCUGAAGCGGGGCGGGCGCCUGCGUGACGGGCAGCUAGUGAGCCAGCGGGCUAUCCCGCCACGCAGCAUCCGUGGGGACCAGAUUGCCUGGGUGGAAGGCCAUGAGCCCGGCUGCCGAAGCAUUGGCCUUAUGGCCCACGUGGAUGCUGUAAUCCGCCACUGUGCUGGGAGGCUGGGCAGCUACGUCAUCAACGGGCGCACCAAGGCCAUGGUGGCAUGUUACCCAGGCAACGGGCUGGGGUACGUGAGACACGUUGACAAUCCCCACGGCGAUGGGCGCUGCAUCACCUGUAUCUAUUACCUGAAUCAGAACUGGGACGUCAAGGUGCAUGGCGGCCUGCUGCAGAUAUUCCCAGAGGGCCGGCCUGUGGUAGCCAACAUCGAGCCACUCUUUGACCGGCUGCUCAUUUUCUGGUCUGAUCGGCGGAACCCCCAUGAGGUGAAACCAGCCUAUGCCACCAGGUAUGCCAUCACUGUCUGGUAUUUUGACGCCAAGGAGAGAGCAGCAGCCAAAGACAAGUAUCAGCUAGCAGCAGGACAGAAAGGUGUCCAAGUACCUGUAUCGCAGCCAACUACGCCCACCUAGUGGCCAGCCCCAGAGCUGCAUGGACAGCCGGCUUGCCCUGACUUCAGAGAGCCCUGGGCCCUGGUGCUGCCAGGCCAGCAGCCCACCAGUCUCAGUGCCUGCUCCUUCCCCGCCACCGCCUCUGCUUCUGACUUUGCCUCUGUCCUGCCUGGUGUGGAGGGCUCCGUCCAACGCUGAGGACCAAGGAGGAGGAGAGACCUCUCCUGCCCUGGGAUGGGGACUGGGGUUGUGACCCGGGCAGAGGCCAGUGCUGGGGGCUGCCGUUACUGGAGCUGGGCCCCUGUGUCCUGCCCUGUUUGGUCAUUCCCCCUCUCAGGUUUGGAGAGCUGGAAGGAGGCACUGCCACCUCCCACCAGGAUGCAGGAUUUGAGGUUGGGGUGAGUCAUGGCCUCUUGCUGGCAAAGGUUUAUGGGGGGAGUAUCCCCAAGCCCCCUACUCCUCCAGCCUGGAAUGUGAAGUGACUCCCCAACCCCUUUGGCCAUGGCACCUUUUGGACUAGGCUGCCACUGCUUGGGCAGGAUGAAAGGUGCUGGGAGGAGCAUGGGCGUGAAAGUUGUCAGCCAAGAAAUAAAAGUUUACCUCAGCUGCA